Molecule: messenger RNA, 162 nt
Organism: Closterium sp. Naga37s-1
Lineage: Eukaryota; Viridiplantae; Streptophyta; Zygnematophyceae; Desmidiales; Closteriaceae
Source: the annotation of a GenBank genome assembly
CUCUUCAAGUUCGUGCCGUGCCCAAGACACCGACUACCCAAGUUCGACCCAGCCACGCACCGCCUAACGGGCAACAACGAUCUCAACCUCGUCAACCUCUUCCUGCGUCUCUUCGGCCCGUGCACAGAUUAGGCACUCUGUAUCUGUCUCCUGCUCUUCCAG